AUGGAGAUCUCCGACCAAUUCAAACUUGACCCCCUGUCUACCUCACGAUCGAUUCGACUAGUAGUGCUCCAAAGAAGCGCGAAGAGAGAAUCUUUUCAAGAACCUCUCAGCUGCUGCCUUGUAGAAGCGAACGUGGACUGCCCGCCCUCAUACGUUGCGCUAUCUUAUACCUGGGGCGGAGAAGAGCCGUGCGAACCGCUCACAAUACGAACCUCUGAAUCAUCCACCAAUCAAUUGUUAAUAACUCCUAACUGCGCUGCAGCACUGAGGUUGUUGCGUCGAUCCCUUCAGCGAAAAUCGAAGAACCGCCGUAGCUUGAGUGUCUGGAUAGAUGCCAUCUGCAUCGUCCAGACAUCCGACGAUGAACGCAAUGCUCAAGUGGCCAUGAUGGCCGAGAUCUACCAGCGCGCAAAAACUGUAGUCGUUUGGCUUGGAGAGGAUCAUGCACCGGCAACUUGGGGCAGUCUGGCAUGUUCGAAGCCUCUGGCCUUAUUCCCACGUCUGGGGUAUGAUCGCGGUCGUAAUGAAGGACUAAAGAGCUUAGCUGCCAGAAUAGCUCUGAAAGAAAAAGUUUGCAACAAUGAUACGCUACAUCACUUGAGACUAUCACCCUACUGGACACGGGUAUGGACGCUCCAAGAAUUCGCCCACAAGAACUCCGCCGUCCUCUGCCGUGACUCCCGACUCUUCGUCUUCUCAAGCCUUGCCCGUCUCCUCGCAGUGGCACCAAAAGAUGAGAGCGUACCAAGUCAGCAGGGCAUGGACCUACAUGUGGACCUCUACGAAUGGCAAGCAAUGGCAACGGUACGGCCGUUCCGCGCAGCAACGAACCAACUUCGUCGCGUCCUUACAAUGCAAGCCUCAGAGCCGCGAGAUAAGAUCUUUGCGCUACGGGCACUGUCCCCAGGUGUGCUCGGCAAGAUGAUGGUGGACUACCGGAAACCUGUCGGAGAGGUCUUUCGGGACGCAACGAGGCUUAUGGUUGAAGAGGAGGAUAGCUUGCGGGUACUGUACUUUUCUAACCGGAAGAAGACGACGGCCGGUGUUGCGUGGGAGACCAUGCCGUCGUGGACAGUCGACUUUGCGACUACGGAUUCCGAGGUGAGGGGGUCGUAUAAGUACUACUAUACCAGUCUUUGCGCAGCUUCUGCCGGCGCCAAGUCGUAUUUCGCGUUCUCUGGCGACGGGAGGAGACUUACUCUUCGAGGGGCACGUGUAGGGAAAGUAGGGAGUUUUGUGAGCGACAAAUUUCCUACCAAGAGCCAGUGCUCUGAGGGAAGAUGCCAUGACCAUGACAAGAUGAUGGCAGACAAAGACGAAGAGUGUGAGGAGAAGCGACCCUUUCCGCACGUCUGCGAAAGCCCGUAUUUAGAUGUACUCGGCGACUUCAUGAGGAGCGUUACGAGCACCAUCUGGGCAGGACCCAAGCUCGACGCUAUGGGCCGCAGUCUCUACGAGUUGCUGUGGUGGAUCAUCCAAGGACCAAAGAAGCGUGAAUGGUCGACAUCCAUGUCAUCAACGUCAACUUCAACAUCCACAUCAUCAUCGUCAUCUUCCAACAAGGCGGUACGAGGUAUGUCAGUCGUCUCAUCACUCGUCAAGUGGGACUCGCGGCGCGGGUGCCAGUGCCGAGUCGAACUCCGGCUAGGACGGUUAUUCUACACGCUUGACAGGAGGGCUGGAUUUGGAGUUGUUGGCGUUCGGGAGGGUGAUGACGUUUGCCUUCUCGCUGGGAUGGAUCAUCCGUUUAUAUUGCGGCCUUGUAAAGGUGAGAUCGGAAGGUAUACGAUAGUAGGACCAACGGUGUUUGCUGGUGCGAUGGGCGGCGAGAUGUGGCCGACCGAUGAGGAUGAGCUCGAGUACUUUGAGGUUGUGUAA
Messenger RNA from Colletotrichum tamarilloi, 1878 nucleotides. RefSeq names its product HET domain-containing protein. The record is from RefSeq and is a predicted model, not a curated record. The transcript is spliced from 2 exons. Lineage: Eukaryota; Fungi; Ascomycota; Sordariomycetes; Glomerellales; Glomerellaceae. Bases 1 to 1878 code for a protein of 625 amino acids.